AUGAUUUACCAGAACAAGGAAACACAAGAGUCUAACAUGAUUCCUAGUGAAGCUAAUGGCGAGAUGGCCAGCGUUAAACUCUACAAAUACGACUGGGAGCGCGCAGUUGCUAUGGUGGCUGCUCAAUCCGAUGAGAUUGUCAAUGCUCCAUUUGCAUACCUUGACAGUCUGCCGAAUCCAAAGACUCUCGUUCCAGUAGACCAGACCACUCUUCUUAUCGAUGAUGUUUUAGACAACGACACAGAGCGACGAGGCUCUCCCGCCACCCAUCUCAUCUUUGGAGUCGGCCACACCAUCAGUACCGCACUGGUUACGUAUGGGAAGAUUUAUGAACUGGCUUCAACUUUGAGCGACGUUGCCUACCGCUCUCUGCUUGAUGAGAUCAAGAUCUUGUACUCUGGCCACACGCACGAGUUCUUCCAGACAUACAACUGCGCCCCGCCACCCAUUCCAGUACAUCUCAAGGUCCUGGAGCAGAAGACUGGCAGCCUUUUCAGAAUGACAUCCAGGAUGAUGCAGGCGGAAGCAACCAAGAACCAAGACAUCAACAUCAACAACUUUAUCACCGUUCUUGGUCGCUACUACCAAAUCCUCAAUGACUUCCAGGAUAUUACCGACACAGCCCUGGGCAAGAUCUCGUUGUCUGACAAAGAUGACCUUGACCAGGGCACUUUUACGCUGACCUUGAUUCAUGCACUCAAUGAGCAGGAGAAAGCCGGCAAAACCGAGCUGAUUGAGAUCAUGAAGUCCAGGCGCGACCCUGACGGUCUACCACGAAAGGCCAAGGCUCGGGCUGUUGAGCUCAUCAAGGAGGCCGGUAGCCUCGACUACACUAAGUCAGUGCUAGAUAAUGCCUAUGACGAGCUGAUGCGCGAGGUCAUGGCAAUUGAUCAGGCUGCUGGCACUGACAACCAGGCCAUGAAGAACUACCUGGAGUAUCUUAAGUCACUGGCUGAGGUGGCAGUGACAGUUUGA
Molecule: messenger RNA, 975 nt
Organism: Fusarium venenatum
Lineage: Eukaryota; Fungi; Ascomycota; Sordariomycetes; Hypocreales; Nectriaceae
Product: isoprenoid synthase domain-containing protein
Biological process (GO): isoprenoid biosynthetic process
Molecular function (GO): prenyltransferase activity
Source: RefSeq, a predicted model, not a curated record